AUGGAGCUGCCACCCUUUGACAUGUGGAAGGACUACUUCAACCUGAGUCAGGUGGUGCUGGCGCUGAUCCAGAGUCGAAGCCAAAGGCUGGAGGUCAUGGAGAUGGAGGAGCCCAGACCCUUGCCCCAGCUGAGGCAGGAUCAAGGGCCGGGGGCCACGGGGGGCCUGACCACCCUUUGCAACUUCUGCAAACACAAUGGGGAGUCCCGCCAUGUCUACUCCUCACACCAGCUGAAGACCCCAGAGGGUGUGGUGUUGUGUCCCAUCCUGAGACACUAUGUGUGUCCCCUGUGUGGGGCCACGGGGGACCAGGCCCACACCCUCAAGUACUGUCCAUUGAAUGGCAGCCAGCAGUCUUUGUACCGUCGAAGUGGACGCAAUUCGGCUGGCCGCAAGGUCAAACGCUGA
Molecule: messenger RNA, 408 nt
Organism: Castor canadensis (American beaver)
Lineage: Eukaryota; Metazoa; Chordata; Mammalia; Rodentia; Castoridae
Gene: Nanos2
Product: nanos C2HC-type zinc finger 2
Molecular function (GO): RNA binding; zinc ion binding
Source: RefSeq, a predicted model, not a curated record